This is a messenger RNA of Lichtheimia ornata, 642 nucleotides long. RefSeq lists its product as uncharacterized. The transcript has a single exon. Lineage: Eukaryota; Fungi; Mucoromycota; Mucoromycetes; Mucorales; Lichtheimiaceae. The record is from RefSeq and is a predicted model, not a curated record. The coding region runs from base 1 to 642 and encodes 213 amino acids.
AUGGAUAUCAAAAACUUACUUUGUCCUUCUCAACAUACUGCCAACACAAUGUUACCUAUCGACAACGACGACGACUAUAGUAUCUAUCCUGGCGUAGUUCAGCAACAACCUAACUGGUCCUCGACACUCUCAUUACCCGAAUCGGAAGACAAUGGUAGUAGUCCUGCCAUGUCAUUUGUCAAAUCGUCGCCUUCCUCAUUCAAGACGGCAACAUUGAGUUCUCCACCACCCGGCUCACCUAUUAUCCCUCCUUUGCCAACUUACCCAACGAUUCGACGUCAACACAAGGGUGCUCAGAGUCGAGUGCCAUGGACACGGGAAGAGGAUGAAUUACUACAACGUGGAUACAAUCAAGGUUUAUCAUGGGCAAUGAUCUCGUCAACCUAUUUGCCUCAUCGUUCACGUGGUUGCUGCUGGGGCCGUUUCAAGACGCUUCAAACCAAAACAAUCGAGCAUCGUGAAUGGGACGAUAAUGAAGACGCACUUUUGGAUAUGGCACUCAGGAAGCAUGCCGAUCUUUUCAAACAUGCAUGGAGACUCGUAUCACAUGAAUUAGGCACCAAGCGUUCCUGGCGUGAAUGCGAAUCACGAUCCAUCAAAUUAUCAUCAGGUCACAUGAUCCGUAAACGACAUCUUUAUUAA